AGCCUCCGCCCCAGUUGUUCCUGACACCACAGACUGCGCCCGCUCUUCUGCUCUCGACGCCAUGGGGCUCAGUGACGGGGAGUGGCAACUGGUGCUGAACGUCUGGGGCAAGGUGGAGGGGGAUAUCGGCGGCCACGGGCAGGAAGUCCUCAUCAGGCUCUUUAAGGGCCACCCAGAGACGCUGGAGAAGUUCGACAAGUUCAAGCACCUGAAAAGUGAGGAUGAGAUGCGGGGGAGUGAGGACCUGAAGAAGCACGGCACCACCGUGCUCACCGCACUGGGCGGCAUCCUGAAGAAGAAGGGGCAGCACGCAGCCGAGCUCGCACCUCUGGCCCAGUCACACGCCACCAAGCACAAGAUCCCGGUCAAGUACCUGGAGUUCAUCUCGGAGGCCAUCAUCCAGGUCCUGCAGAGCAAGCACCCCGGGGACUUCGGCGCUGACGCACAAGGCGCCAUGAGCAAGGCACUGGAGCUGUUCCGGAGUGACAUUGCCGCCAAGUACAAGGAGCUGGGCUUCCAGGGCUGAGCUGAGCCCGCCCCGGCGUGCCGUGUGGUGUGUGCCGCAAGUGCCGCUUGCUUGGGGAGGUGGCAGGGUGGGGCCAGACCCUGUCACCCAGCCCCCUGCCCCUCACUCUGCCCCUGCUGCUCCACCCAGCUUUCCCCCUGCCUGAGCCACCCAGCUCCUCCUGGCCACACUUGUGCCCCAAAUCCUGGCCAUUAUCCAGCCCAGCCAGAGUCCUCCCAUCCCUCACCUGCCCGAGGAACACGCAUGCGCCCUGGUCGGUUUGGGGUGACUCGUGGUUUCAAUAAAGGAUUCUGCAU
Fukomys damarensis (Damara mole-rat) is the source of this 822-nucleotide messenger RNA. RefSeq names its product myoglobin (gene Mb). Gene Ontology annotation, biological process: oxygen transport. NCBI's taxonomy places the organism in Eukaryota, Metazoa, Chordata, Mammalia, Rodentia, Bathyergidae. The coding region runs from base 62 to 526 and encodes 154 amino acids. Gene Ontology annotation, molecular function: heme binding; oxygen binding. The transcript is spliced from 3 exons. Gene Ontology annotation, cellular component: extracellular exosome. The record is from RefSeq and is a predicted model, not a curated record.